GUGAUUCUCUGUUAUUCAGCCGUGGGAUUUCAUCUGGAACAGAUCGCCGCUUAGUCGAGCUUACUGAUAGCACAAUUCAAAGUAUCUCGAAAUGUUUCGAAGCAAAUCCUUUACUUGCUGGACCAUCUUCAGCCUCUGUGUUGGCCUUAUCUCGGGCACGGCAGUGGAUCAAUAUGGAUAUAACACUGGAGUGUCCUCGUCCACUACCCAGAGGAGUAACUCCGAAAUGCGCUGCAUGGACAUUAAUCCCCAGAACUCGAUGGACUUGGAGCAGAUGAUGGGCCUCUGGUACGGCAGCGAAAUUAUUGUGCACACCCAAGAUUUUCCCGGAGUCUACGAGUACGAUUCAUGUGUAAUCAUCCACCUGGCAGAUGUCACUGACCAGGUUCUUCUGUCUCAGAACAAUCGUCGCUAUGGCAUUGAUGGUUACGGUGGCUAUGAUAACCAAAAUUACAACCGCAACCAAAACAAUUAUGGAAGGACUACAACGCCACCCUCUUAUCUGGGAAGUGAGGAAUAUCCCCGCUACAACCAGGGUCAGCAGAAGUACCUUCGCCUAGUCUGGAGCGAGCGGGACAACAACCUGGAGUACACUUUCAACUACAGCACAAGUGCACCGGGAAAGUGGUCCAACAUCGGUGAUCAGCGGGGCUCCCUGGCAUCCCUGAACUAUUAUACCCAGUUCACGGGAACUGUCCAGGUCGUUAAGGCUGUCAACGAUCACCUGGUACUGAACUUCUGCGGCAAUGAUGUCAAGAGUUCCAUUUACACGGUGGUUCUGACCCGGAAUAGGCUGGGUCUCAGUUCAGAUGAACUGAGGAGCAUCCGAAGCCUUCUCUCCCGACGAGGACUCUACACGGAUACCAUCCGCAAGGUGUGCAAUGGAUGUGGUCAGCUGAGUGGCAGUUUCCUCGCCCUGGUAACCCUCUUUCUGGGCAUCCGCCUGGCUGGAUGGGGGCGGGGCCAGUGAUCCCGACGGCCUCCAAUCAGCUUAUUAUUGAGUCCAGCCAUAUUAUGUUAAUUCAUGUAAAGACUACUUAAAAUAUACAGACGAAAGUCCCCGAGAGGGCACUACCCAUAA
Drosophila bipectinata is the source of this 1081-nucleotide messenger RNA. RefSeq lists its product as uncharacterized. The record is from RefSeq and is a predicted model, not a curated record. NCBI's taxonomy places the organism in Eukaryota, Metazoa, Arthropoda, Insecta, Diptera, Drosophilidae.